Messenger RNA from Limulus polyphemus (Atlantic horseshoe crab), 822 nucleotides. RefSeq names its product WD repeat-containing protein 19-like. The record is from RefSeq and is a predicted model, not a curated record. NCBI's taxonomy places the organism in Eukaryota, Metazoa, Arthropoda, Merostomata, Xiphosura, Limulidae. Gene Ontology annotation, cellular component: cilium; intraciliary transport particle A. The annotation marks the transcript as partial. Gene Ontology annotation, biological process: cilium assembly; intraciliary retrograde transport. The transcript is spliced from 4 exons.
GAGGUGCAGUGAUAUCAGAAGGUUAGUAAACCCAGUUACAGCCAGAAUGUCCCUCAGGUGCGGUGAUAUCAGAAGGUUAGUAAACCUUGUUAUAGCCAGAAUGUCCCUCAGGCACGGUGAUAUCAGAAGGUUAGUAAACCUUGUUAUAGCCAGAAUGUCCCUCAGGUGCAGUGAUAUCAGAAGGUUAGUAAACCCAGUUAUAGCCAGAAUGUCCCUCAGGUGAAGUGAUAUCAGAAGGUUAGUAAACCCAGUUAUAGCCAGAAUGUCCCUCAGGUGCGGUGAUAUCAGAAGGUUAGUAAACCUUGUUAUAGCCAGAAUGUCUCUCAGGUGCGGUGAUAACAGAAGGUUAGUAAACCCUGUUAUAGCCAGAAUGUCUCUCAGGUGCGGUGAUAACAGAAGGUUAGUAAACCCUGUUAUAGCCAGAAUGUCCCUCAGGUGCAGUGAUAUCAGAAGGGGCGUUCAGAUUGCUCAAAAGUCCGAAAGCAGGACGUUGAAGAAGGAGUGUGCUGAAAUCCUUGAGUCAAUGAAGCAAUAUGCUGAAGCAGCCGUCUUGUAUGAAAAAGGGAAUUACUAUGAUAAGGCUGCAUCGUUGUACAUCAGGCUUAAAAACUGGAACAAGGUUGGAGAAUUACUGCCUAACGUCGUUUCCCCAAAGAUUCAUGCUCAGUACGCGAAGGCAAAGGAAGCUGAUGGCCGUUAUCAAGAGGCAGCAAAAGCAUACGAAGAUGCUAGAGAUUACGAAAAUGUCAUAAGGUACAAACUUGUCAAAAUUCUUACAUGUAUAUCCAACAAAGGUGGAUAUAUAUCAUUGUCUUCAAGUUG